AGCUGCUAGAGCAGCGGGCGGAGAGGCGCCCGGGUCAGAGUAGGUCGCGCACAGCAGACCCUCGCUACCUGGAUUCGCUUUAUCUGCUCCUACUGAAGUGCUCAUGACCGAGUUAUCCGAAAAGGAGGAAAUCUGUUUCGGGUGAGCCCAGGCCGUCCAGGAGAUACGAUGGCCGAGAAGCGGAUACCGGAGACCAGACUGAGGUUGGGUUUAAAACCAAGGUACAGAAUUCUCAUAGGAAUGCCAACAGUGAACAUGUCAUGCCUACUUUAACACCCCAUCACCUGAAGGCAUGACAGCUAAGGAACAUACAUGGACUUGUGACACAUGGAAAUGUGUGCACAGAAAAAGGAAAUCUGUAAUUCUUUAGAAGUAAUCAGGUGUUCUUCAUCAAAAUGGGCAUAUUCUGCUCAGUAAUCAAGUUUGAAAACCUUCAAGAAUUAAAGAGACUGUGUCACUGGGGUCCAAUCAUCGCCCUGGGAGUUAUUGCAAUAUGUUCUACAAUGGCAAUGAUUGACUCUGUGUUGUGGUAUUGGCCCUUACAUACAACUGGAGGAAGUGUGAAUUUCAUCAUGUUGAUAAACUGGACCGUCAUGAUUCUUUAUAAUUACUUCAAUGCCAUGUUCGCUGGUCCUGGCUUUGUCCCUCUGGGAUGGAAACCGGAAAAUUCCCAGGAUAGCAUGUAUCUCCAGUAUUGUAAAGUCUGCCAAGCAUACAAGGCACCACGCUCACAUCACUGCAGAAAGUGUAACAGAUGUGUGAUGAAGAUGGACCACCACUGCCCCUGGAUCAACAACUGCUGUGGGCACCAAAACCACGCUUCAUUCACGCUGUUCCUCCUGUUAGCUCCGCUGGGAUGUAUUCAUGCUGCCUUCAUCUUUGUAAUGACCAUGUACACGCAGCUUUAUAAUCGGCUCUCCUUUGGGUGGAACACAGUGAAGAUUGAUAUGAGUACAGCCCGGAGAGAUCCUCUUCCAGUUGUUCCCUUUGGAUUAGCUGCAUUUGCUGCCACCUUAUUUGCCUUGGGAUUAGCUUUAGGAACAACCAUCGCUGUUGGGAUGUUGUUUUUCAUACAGAUAAAAAUUAUUCUUAGAAACAAAACUUCUAUUGAAUCAUGGAUUGAAGAGAAGGCUAAAGAUCGAAUUCAGUAUUACCAACUAGAUGAAGUCUUCAUUUUUCCUUAUGAUAUGGGAAGUAGAUGGAAGAACUUUAAACAAGUAUUUACAUGGUCAGGAGUCCCGGAAGGCGAUGGACUGGAGUGGCCAAUAAGAGAAGGCUGUCACCAGUACAGCUUAACGAUAGAACAGUUGAAACAAAAAGCAGAUAAAAGAGUCAGAAGCGUUCGCUAUAAAGUAAUAGAAGAUUAUAGUGGGGCCUGCUGUCCUUUGAAUAGAGGAAUCAAAACCUUCUUCACGAGCCCCUGCACUGAAGAACCUCGAAUACAGCUGCAGAAAGGGGAGUUCAUUUUAGCCACAAGAGGGUUACGAUACUGGUUGUAUGGAGACAAAGUUCUUGAUGAUUCCUUUAUAGAAGGUACUUCAAGAAUAAGAGGAUGGUUUCCUAGAAACUGUGUGGAAAAGUGCCCCUGUGAUGGUGAAACAGAUCCAGCCCCAGAGGGUGAGAAGAAAAACAGAUAGCCACUGUUAACAGUGAAAACACUCUUUAAGUCCCCUACAUUACUUGAAAAUUGUAUAUAUUACCCAAGAAUUAUGCAAUGAGCCUACUCUGGUUAAGGUGUUCUUUUCCUCAGAGGUGCCCUAGUGCCAUGAUUUGAAUAUUUUUCUUACCAUUUUGAAAUGGAGAAGCCAUUCUGCAUACGCCUUUGAACUCCUGCCCCUCUGCCUCACUUCUUCCCCCUAAAGGAAACUGUUUCUUCUACCCCAGUAAGCAAAUUGCAUUUUCUCUAGGGUUUCUAUGUGCUGCACACCGUGAACCUCACCUGCAGAUCUAGUUCCCCCUUAGCCAGGAGCAUCUGCAUGUGAUAGUUUUGUUUCUUCCUCAGUUGACACUUCUUUCUUAGUAUUCUAGAUACUAUAGAACUUGUCAGAUUCUAUGUAAAUUCAAAUUUUGUUACUUGUCUUUUAAUAAUGCAUAUUUUGUCAAAUCCAAUAAAGAUCAAUGGUUGUUCUGUAAAGA
Messenger RNA from Nannospalax galili (Upper Galilee mountains blind mole rat), 2136 nucleotides. It is a transcript of the gene Zdhhc6, whose product is annotated as zinc finger DHHC-type containing 6. The transcript is spliced from 11 exons. Bases 396 to 1637 code for a protein of 413 amino acids. Gene Ontology annotation, biological process: protein palmitoylation. The record is from RefSeq and is a predicted model, not a curated record. Lineage: Eukaryota; Metazoa; Chordata; Mammalia; Rodentia; Spalacidae. Gene Ontology annotation, molecular function: palmitoyltransferase activity; protein binding. Gene Ontology annotation, cellular component: Golgi apparatus.